AGUGCCCAGCCUACGCUGUGAGUGGGUGCUGCGGUGCCGUAGAACUUGUACCAGAACCGGAUUCUCGGGCUGGCCCUCAUGGCCUCCCCGUCUCGAGCCUCCCAGGGCCGCCGGCGGUCCAAGGACCCGAUCCGGCACAGCUUCAACCCGGAGCAGUUCCCCAACGUCGACUUCCGGAAUGGCGUCCCGGAUGACCUGGCGGGGGCGGGGGCGGGGGGCAGCUUGCCGCGUUCCACUAGCGACACGGACCUGGUGACGUCGCACAGCCGCUCGACGCUGACCGCCAGCACCGCCCACUACACCAUCGGCCAAUCGCAGGACAUCACGCUCAGCUGGGACAUCAAGGAGGAAGUAGACGCCGGGGACUGGAUUGGGAUGUACCUCGUCGAUGAGGUCCUGUCUGAGAACUUUUUGGAUUAUAAGAACCGUGGUGUGAACGGCUCCCACAAAGGCCAGAUAGUGUGGAAGAUCGAGGCCAGCUCCUACUUUGUGGAGCCGGAGACGAAGAUCUGCUUCAAGUAUUACCACGGGGUCAGCGGAGCACUGCGCGCCACCACACCCAGUGUGACAGUCAAAAACCCCUCCGCACAGGUGUUCAAGCCCCCGUCAGUAGAGGAAGUUCCACAGAGCCAGGGCAGCCGGCGCCUCAUCAGCUUCUCAAUCUCAGACUUCCAGGCGUCUGGUCUGAAGAAGGGCAUGUUCUUCAACCCGGACCCCUACCUGAAGAUCGCCAUCCACCCGGGCAAGCACAGCAUCUUCCCAGCGCUGCCCCACCACGGACAGGAGAAGAGGUCCGGCAUCGUCUGCAACACCGUCAACCCCGUGUGGCAGAGAGAGCGGUUUAAUUUUGUCUCCCUGCCCACUGAUGUCCUUGAGAUCGAGGUGAAGGACAAAUUCGCCAAGAGUCGUCCCAUCAUCAAGCGCUUCCUGGGGAAGCUGUCCAUGCCCGUACAGAGACUGCUGGAGAAGCAUGCCAUUGGUGAUCGCGUGGUCAGCUACUCGUUGGGCCGUAGGUUACCCACGGAGCAUGUCAGUGGCCAGCUGCAGUUCCGAUUCGAGAUCACCUCCUCUAUUCACCCAGAUGACGAGGACAUGUCCCUGAGCACGGAGCCAGAGUGUGCCACCGUCCCCGAGGAGCCGGAGAGGGAGCAGAGGGCAGCACUGCAGGAGGAGGAGGAGGAAGAGGAAGACGAGGAGGAGGAGGAGGAGAGGCGGCGACGACGACGGCGACGUGUCCAGGCUGAAGACGCCAUGAGCCUGGACCACCAUGCAGCUCCCGAGCUGCCUCUGGAUGGGGAGCCCGAUGGUGUUGUUGCCCCCGACGUCGUCCCCAUGGAAACAGAGCCAGCAUCAGCAUCUGUGGCUGUGGAGGAGCAUCCUCAGCAGCAGGACAGCAGGGAGGUGCAGGAGGAGGAGCGGAGUAGGAGGACCGUCAGCAGGACUGAGGCUGAAGCUGAAGCACGGCCACAGAUAGUGGAUGGCGGACAGGGCACCAGAGAGGCUGCACCACCCCUCUCAGGGCAGCGGGAGUGUGCAGCUGAGACAGGGCCUUCGGAGGCUAUGGAGGUAGCAGAGGCCAUGGUGAAGACAGACACUGGAGCAACUGUUGAGACAACAAGGAGCAAGGAAGCCUCAGCAUCACACAUACAGGGGGAGACGGCAGCUGCCGGCAACAGUAGUUUUGUGGAGGCCUCAAAGGAGGCAACGAUUGGCCAGCAGCCGCAAUCACAGCAUCAGGACCAUAUGGAGGUGGGGCCAGGGGAGGGGCCGGACAAGGUGGACGGGGUCACAGCAGAGUCGGGGGCGGAGCUGGACCUAGAGGAGGAGGAGUUAGAGCCUGAGCCGGAGGCGUGCUGCUCCCUGCGCGUGCGUGCCAAGCCGUGCCGGAAGCCCCGGCCCUGCUCGCUGCCCGUGUCCGAGCUGGAGACGGUGAUCGCGUCAGCGUGCGGCGCCGGGGAGCCCGAGACGCCGCGCUCGCACUACAUCCGCAUCCACCACCUGCUGCACAGCCUGCCCUCCGCGCACGAGCAGGACGACGUCGUUGACGGCAACGCCAGCGCCCCCGGCGACGGUAACCAACAGCAACACCAUGGUAACAGCAUCAGCAGCAUCAGCACGCAAAACCAGCAGAAGCCAACGGAUGGUGAGCAACAACAGCAGCCGCAGCAGCAGCAGCAGCAGGAGAAUGAUGAUGACGAUGAUGAUGAAGAGGAUGACGACGAUGUGGUGCUGGAGCCUCACGCUCAGCUGUCGCCCAACGGAACGCCGUGCCCUCGUAGAACGCUGCCGCGGAGCCGGUCGGUGGAGCGCCUGUCUGACCUCAUCCACCAGCUGGACGGGGAUGGGCGGCCAAUCGACGGGAAGAGCGGCACAUCGGCGAGCGUAGGAGGAAGAGGAGGAGGAGGAGGAGGAGAGAGUGAGGAAGAGCUGAGUCCUGUCCCCUGCUGCAGCCACUCGGCUGGGAAUCAGGGCGCGCUGGGCAGCAUGCACGUGCACGGCCGGGCCUUAUCUCUCGACAGCGCUCGCCGCUCCGACAGCACCGUGUUCUCCUCGCAGGACGACGAUGACGAGGAGGCGGAGUACGAUGAAGACGGGAUGCGAAGGGUUAACGGCGUGCUGGGCUCGGAUUCGGACCAGGGUCUCGGGGCGCACUGUAGGGAGCCAGGUGACGGGAGGCCGCAGUGGGAAGAGGCUCCCGCCACGCAGGUGCAGAGCCCACAAAGCAGCGUGGGAAACGGGCCGCACGGGGCGCCCACGGCUGGGGCCUGCUCCAGGAGCGGACGUGACUGUCCUCUGCCCUGUAGUCAUCCUAGCCAUCCCCCGGUCACUCCGCUGCCAGCGUUGAGGCCUGACCCCCAUCACUACCCAACCAUAGAUGAGCCCCUUCCUCCCAACUGGGAGGCCCGUAUCGACAGCCAUGGGCGCGUGUUCUACGUGGACCACAUCAACCGCACCACCACCUGGCAGAGGCCCACUACAGCCGCCACCCCCGACGGCCUGAGACGAUCAGGAUCCACACAGCAGAUGGAACAGCUCAACAGGAGGUAUCAAACGAUCCAGAGAACCAUGGCAACGGAGAGGCGAGAGGAGGAGGGGACGAGCUCCGGAAGCGAGAGGGCCGGCUCCAGUGAGACGGACUCGCCUCCAAUGGCCCACGACUUGAGGAGGGACACCCCCUGUUCCCCUGGCCAUUGCCAGAAGAUCACUCAGCUACUCCAGAGUCCAGCCGUCAAGUUCAUCACACAUCCCGAGUUCUUCACCGUCCUCCAUGCCAACUACGGUGCUUACCGCAUGUUCACCAACAGCUCCUGCCUCAAACACAUGAUCCUGAAGAUCCGACGAGACGCGCGUAACUUCGAGCGCUACCAGCACAACCGCGACCUCGUCACCUUCCUCAACAAGUUUGCCGACGCCCAGCUCGAGCUUCCCCGCGGCUGGGAGAUAAAGACGGACCCACAGGGAAAGUCGUUCUUUGUGGACCACAACAGCAGAGCCACGACCUUCAUCGACCCCCGGAUCCCCCUGCAGAACGGCCGCCUCCCCAACCAUCUCACACACAGACAACACCUACAGAGGCUACGCAGCUACAGCGCAGGAGAGGCAUCUGAUGUGUCUCGUACGCGUGGUGUAUCUCUCCUCUCUCGGCCGGGUAAUAGCCUUGUGGCCAGCAUACGCAACCAAAGCCAGCAAGAGCCCGUACCGCUAGCGUAUAACGACAAGAUUGUGGCGUUCCUACGGCAACCCAACAUCUUUGAGGUGCUUCAGGAGCGGCAGCCAAGUCUGGCGCGGAAUCAUUCCCUUAAGGAGAAGGUCCACCACAUCCGCACGGAGGGGACCCAGAGGCUGGACAAGCUCUGCUGCGAUGCGGACCUGGUCAUGCUGCUAAGUCUGUUUGAGGAGGAGAUCAUGUCUUACGUCCCCUUGACGACGUUCCAUCCUGGCUUCAGCUUCUCCCCGCGAUGCUCCCCCGGCUCAUCCCCACAGAACUCACCAGGUACACAGCGAGCGAGAGCGCCAGCCCCUUAUCGCAGAGACUUUGAGGCCAAACUCCGCAACUUUUACAGGAAGCUGGAAGCCAAAGGAUAUGGCCAAGGUCCCGGGAAGAUCAAGUUGAUAGUACGGCGUGAUCACCUGUUGGAGGGCACCUUUAACCAGGUCAUGGCCUACUCACGCAAGGAGCUGCAGAGGAACAAACUCUACAUCACCUUCGUGGGAGAGGAAGGACUGGACUACAGCGGUCCGUCUCGUGAGUUCUUCUUCCUGCUCUCCCAGGAGCUCUUCAAUCCGUACUACGGCCUCUUCGAGUACUCGGCCAACGACACCUACACCGUGCAGAUCAGCCCCAUGUCCGCCUUUGUGGAGAACCAUCUGGAAUGGUUCCGCUUCAGUGGUCGCAUCCUGGGUCUGGCCCUGAUCCACCAGUACCUUCUCGAUGCCUUCUUCACCAGACCCUUCUACAAGGCCCUACUCAGACUAGCGACUGACCUCAGUGACCUUGAGUACCUGGACGAGGAGUUCCACCAGAGCCUGCAGUGGAUGAAGGACAACGACAUCACCGACGUCCUUGACCUCACCUUCACUGUCAACGAGGAGGUCUUUGGACAGGUAACGGAGCGGGAGCUGAAGUCGGGCGGGGCGAACAUCCAGGUGACGGAGAAGAACAAGAAGGAGUACAUCGAUCGCAUGGUGAAGUGGCGGGUGGAGCGCGGGGUGGUCCCUCAGACGCAGGCACUCGUACGAGGCUUCUACGAGGUGGUGGAUUCACGAUUGGUGUCAGUGUUUGAUGCCCGUGAGCUGGAGCUGGUGAUCGCUGGCACAGCAGAGAUAGAUCUGAACGACUGGAGGAACAACACGGAGUACAGAGGAGGCUACCAUGAUGGCCACAUAGUGAUCCGGUGGUUCUGGGGAGCGGUGGAGCGCUUCAAUAAUGAGCAGCGUCUACGUCUGCUGCAGUUCGUGACGGGCACCUCCAGUGUCCCCUAUGAGGGCUUCACCGCGCUGCGCGGCAGCAACGGACUCCGACGAUUCUGCAUCGAGAAGUGGGGCAAGAUCACUUCUCUACCCAGGGCUCAUACGUGCUUCAACCGUCUGGAUCUUCCUCCCUACCCCUCCUACACCAUGCUCUAUGAGAAACUCCUCAUCGCUGUGGAGGAGACCAGCACAUUCGGCCUGGAGUAAUGCAGUCAUGCAGUCAUGCGGUGAUGGAGUGAUGGAGUGAUGCAGCGUUGCAGUGACGCGGUGAUGCAGUAACGCAGUGAUGGAGUGACGCAGUGAUGCGGUGAUGGAUGGAUAGAUGCAUUCACUCUUCCUCUCUGCACCUAUCCAAACGCGAGACUCUUUGGAGAGCAAUUAUUCUGCAGACAAAACAAAAAAUGAUGUGUACUUUUUUCCACGAUGUGUACCUUAACUGUUGACGGUGGUCUUUUUUUAAAACGUCACUUCUUUUUGUGAGUAAACCAACAUAAAGAACAAAAAACAAACAAACAAACACUUAUGAAAAACGAACACCAGAAAAUAAAAGCAGACAUGCAUGUGUUAGCUCACCCGUCGGUGCGGUGCAGUAUGUAUGUACAGUCUUUUUGUAUUGGGUUGGCACAAUCCAAACAGGUAUGCAAUAGCAAACAUUAACGGCUUCAGCCUCCAACCAGUCUCAGGGCCUCAAUCCUUUUACUGCGAACCGAACAAACAGACCGACAGCCAUUCCCCAUACCCCCUCCAUACAUCACUACAGCCAUACAAACACUGGGACCCUCCAGCCGUGAUUCUGUUCCUCAUUAACUGUUCUCAGGCCGACCAGAAUGGUGCCGGUGGCCGCACCAGCUAUGUUCGGCACGACAGUGCUUAGCUGCGAACCGCCCACGUUUA
Molecule: messenger RNA, 5865 nt
Organism: Engraulis encrasicolus (European anchovy)
Lineage: Eukaryota; Metazoa; Chordata; Actinopteri; Clupeiformes; Engraulidae
Gene: hecw1b
Product: HECT, C2 and WW domain containing E3 ubiquitin protein ligase 1b
Exons: 29
Coding region: 79-5178 (1699 amino acids)
Biological process (GO): protein polyubiquitination; regulation of dendrite morphogenesis
Cellular component (GO): cytoplasm
Molecular function (GO): protein binding; ubiquitin protein ligase activity
Source: RefSeq, a predicted model, not a curated record